AUGAAAAAUGUUGUAAAGAAUUUUCAUUGGGCAACACUAGUGGAGAUAAAUUUUAUUUUUUAUUCAUUUUUUCUUCCAGCCAUUCUAGUUUUUUGUCAUCUUAUUCUCACAACUGAUUUUAUGUGUUUUAAAUUCAAUUUUUUAGAAAAUUAUUUACAGAAUGAAAAGAGAAAUAAAAUUGAAAACGAGAAUGGGAAACUCUGCAACUGCGGACCUUUAUAUUUUCCAGAACCCGCCUCUGCAAACUCUACACCACGAAUUUGUUUUACUACUCACCAAUUAACAGAAUUGGAGAAGGAAUUCCAUUUCACUCCCUAUCUCAAUCCGAAACGUCGCUUAGAAAUCGCAGCAGAGUUAGGAAUCUCGGAAACACAAGUAAAAAUUUGGUUUCAAAAUCGUCGUAUGAAAAUGAAGCGUCAGAAAUGUAACAGGCGCCAAUAA
This is a messenger RNA of Rodentolepis nana, 441 nucleotides long. NCBI's taxonomy places the organism in Eukaryota, Metazoa, Platyhelminthes, Cestoda, Cyclophyllidea, Hymenolepididae. The record is from the annotation of a GenBank genome assembly.